Molecule: messenger RNA, 1800 nt
Organism: Candidula unifasciata
Lineage: Eukaryota; Metazoa; Mollusca; Gastropoda; Stylommatophora; Geomitridae
Source: the annotation of a GenBank genome assembly
GUGCUGGCAAUUUAUGGCUUGGUAUUCAUGGUCAUAUUGCCUGUUGUGGUGGGUAUAUGGUGGUAUCGUUCCAUCAAGUUCAGCGGAGAUCAAGUUCUGCUGGACACGUCUAGACUGUUUUAUUACUUCAUCAGUAAGACUCCCAACAUGAUUCUCAAACGUGCUCUUAUGGUGCUGGCUGCUUCAUUUGAGUUUGAUCGAUCGCACAAUGCUGAAAUCAUUGAAAGACCUACGGACAAUGAAGAGCUGCCUCUGUUAAUAAAGCAGCUUCAGAACGUCCAGGAGAAGAAUAAAGAGCGACCUCUGUGUUUUCCGUACAGUGUCAAAGCAAGGGCACUACUGCUUGCUCACUUCCAGAGAAUACCUUUGGGUCCAGACACUCUAGCACUAGACCAGAAAUAUAUUUUGAAGAAGUGUCCUUAUCUGAUCAACGAUAUGGUCAACAUGUGUGCCAGCAUCGUGGCCAUGGCUAUGACUGGAAGAGCAAGCCAGCCACCCCGCCUGGAGACGGUUGAGAAUAUAAUGAAACUGAGUCAGAUGGUUGUCCAGGCGCUAGAUGAAAAGUCCAGCCCAUUGCAGCAACUACCUCAUAUUACUGCUGAAAUGCUGCGGCAUUUUACUACACGCAAGGUAUCGGGACAUUCGUCACAUCGUGACUUGGUGAAUAUGAAAGAUGAAGACAGACGGCUAAUGCUGAGGAGCCUUUCCGACAGCGAGUACCUGGAUGUGAUCUCAGUGUGUGCCAAAAUGCCAUAUGUGGAAAUGAAUAUCAAAACUGAAGUUCUAGAUGAAGAAGACACAACUAUCACAGUGGGCUCCAUCGUUACAGUUACGGUGAACUUGGUGAGGAAAGACAUGGGAGACAAUUUUGAGAAACAAAUACUCCUGCCUUGUUUCGGGGAGGAGAUGGGAGAUCACAUAGAAGCUGUGACAGGAAAAGAGGAAGAAGCUGAAGAAAGGGAACAUGACGAGGAUGAGACUGAUGAAAAACAGGCUGACCAGAAUGCACAUGCUGAUCACAAGACAAAAGGAUGGGAGAAAAACAAGAGAGGCAAGAAGAAAAGUGGGAAAGUUAAGAAGAAAGUCAAGCAGAUUUACCAGUGGAAGUCAGUAGUGCAGCCCAAAACAGAUGCUUCAAAUCCGGCAGCUUCGAAAACAAGUCCAGAAACAGAUUCGCCUAAAUCCUCCAAAUCACCGAAAACAGAAGAAAAAGAGAAACAUACUGUUGAGGAAGGUGAAGAAGUGACAGAUGAAGAAAACAAUGGCUCAGAAGUAGAAGAAGAAGAGGCACAUGAUGCUGAAGAGAAACCAAAGCCCAAGAAAGCUCAAGUUGAAGAGGAAGACGAAGAAGAUGAUUGGGACACCUACAAGAUGGAAUCAAAGAAAGAGAAUUCAUUGGAUACAAAGCUGAAAGAGAGUCACGUGGUACACUGUCCGUACUUCCCUGGGGAGAAGCAAGAAGGCUGGUGGAUGUAUGUUGCUGAUCGCAAGCGCCACCUUCUGGUCACAGCACCUGUCCAUAUAUGCAGUUUGAAGACUGAGGAAGAGAUUCAGCUCAAAUUUUCGGCGCCCUCAAAACCUGGCCAUUAUCAGUAUACAGUGGUUCUUCGCUCAGAUUCCUAUUAUUUGGAUUUUGACCAGUCUCAUGUAGUGAAGCUUGAUGUCAAGGAGGCAAAGGUGGUCAAGGACCAUCCACAGUGGGACAUUUCAGAAGAUGAGGAUGACAAGGGCAAGGAGGAUGAUGAAGGAAGUGAAGAUGAUGAGUCAGAGUACAGCUCCGAUGGAAAUGGGUCAGACUGA